Lacerta agilis (Sand lizard) is the source of this 4760-nucleotide messenger RNA. It is a transcript of the gene TRAPPC11, whose product is annotated as trafficking protein particle complex 11. The coding region runs from base 168 to 3566 and encodes 1132 amino acids. Lineage: Eukaryota; Metazoa; Chordata; Lepidosauria; Squamata; Lacertidae. The record is from RefSeq and is a predicted model, not a curated record. The transcript has 30 exons.
UGUUGCUGCUGCUCGUGGACCCUUUCCCCUUCUUUCCUCCGUCGUUCGGUCGGGCCUUUCCCAUGGACUGCGCCGGUGGAAGUUGAGCGGGGCCGCCUGUGGCGCUGACGGGGAGCUGCUUCUUCCUCACCGUGCAGCGCAGAUUUCCCUGCGAGCCAACCAUAACGAUGAGCCCUUCGCAAUGGGACUUUCCUGUGGAACUGUGCUGCCGUCCUAUGGCCUUCGUUACACUCACGGGUUUGGAUGUAGUGUAUAAUGCUGUUCAUCGGGCAGUUUGGGACGCCUUUUGUGCAAACAGGAGAGCGGACAGAGUACCAAUUUCUUUCAAAGUACUCCCUGGGGAUCAUGAAUAUCCUAAAUGUAGGACAAAGAGAACAACAUAUGAAUGGUACAUUCCAAAAGGAAUCUUGAAGACUGGCUGGAUGAACAAACAUCUGAACUUGGUGCCUGCACUUGUUGUGGUGUUUUAUGAACUGGACUGGGAUGAGCCACAGUGGAAAGAAAAACAGUCAGAGUGUGCUACUAGAGUUGAAAUUGUCAGGCAGAGUUUGCAGGGAAGAAACACAAAAGUUGCUGUGGUUUUGAUUCAGAAGAAAACACCAUUACCUCCAGGAGAAGAUGUUAUUGCUUCUGAAAGGGCAGCGGCUUUAUGCAAUGCUUGUGACCUCUCUGGAAAGUCACUGUUCGUUUUGCCACAUACUGAUCACCUUGUAGGUUAUAUUAUAAGGUUAGAGAAUGCUUUCUAUGAACACGCACAGACAUACUACUAUACAGAAAUCCGCAGAGUGAAAUCUCAUAAAGAAUACCUGAACAAAACAACACAUCAGCUUCUGUUUGUUAGACACCAGUUCAAAAUAGGAUUCUUCAGUGAAUUGAAGCAAGACACACAGAAUGCUCUAAAAAAUUACAGAACUGCAUAUAAUCUUGUACAUGAACUGAGAGCUCAUGAAACAAACAUAUUGGAAAUCAAGACUAUGGCAGGAUUUAUAAACUACAAGAUUUGUCGCCUUUGUUUUCAACAUAAUACACCGCUGGAUGCAAUUGCACAGUUCAGAAAACACAUAGAUUUGUGCAAGAAAAAAAUUGGGAGUGCUGAAUUGGCUUUUGAGCAUGCUGCCUGGAUGUCAAAACAAUUCCAAGCUUUUGGAGAUUUGUUCGAUGAAGCUAUUAAACUAGGACUGACAGCUAUUCAAACUCAGAAUCCUGGUUUCUAUUACCAGCAGGCAGCAUACUAUGCACAAGAACGGAAGCAAUUGGCCAGUAAUCUCUGUAAUCAUGAGUCUUCCGUAAUAUAUCCCAAUCCAGAUCCACUGGAAACUCAAACUGGAAUGCUUGACUUCUACGGACAAAGACCAUGGAGGCAGGGAAUACUAAGCUUUGAUCUCAAUGAUCCCGAAAAGGAGAAAGUGGGAAUUUUGGCACUGCAACUGAAAGAGAGAAAGGUUCUUCACUCUGAGCUAAUAAUCACCUUGCUGAGUAAUGCAGUUGCCCAAUUCAAGAAGUACAAAUGUCCAAGAAUGAAAAGUCACUUGAUGGUUCAGAUGGGUGAAGAGUAUUACGAUACUAAAGAUUACACCAAAGCUUUGAAGCUGCUAGAUUAUGUUUUAUGUGACUAUCGUAGUGAAGGAUGGUGGACUCUUCUUACUUCUAUACUGACCACAGCUCUUAAAUGUUCCUAUCUCAUGGCGCAAAUAAAAGAUUACCUUACAUACUCACUAGAGCUGCUGGGAAGGGCGUCUACUUUGAAAGAAGAUCAAAAAUCUCGGAUAGAAAAGAAUCUGAUCAAAGUUCUCAUGAAUGAGAAUCCAGAUCCAGAACCUGAAUGUGAUACUGCUUCUGUGAAAGCUGCCCAGAAGUUAUGGACUGACCGAGUUUCUCUGGCAGGAAGUAACAUCUUUACAAUAGAAGUGCAAGACUUUAUUCCAUUUGUGCAGUGCAAAGCCAAGUUUCUUGCUCCAAGUUUUCAUGUUGAUACACCAGUUCAGUUUGACAUAUGCUUGAAAGCUGAUUGUCCACAUCCUAUCCGGUUUUCUAAGCUGUGUGUUAGCUUCAAUAAUCAGGAAUACAACCAAUAUUGUGUGGUGGAAGAAGCCUAUCAAAAAAGUGACAUGGAACCACCCAGCCCUGGGACAUUGUGUCUUAUCCCUGGUAAUACAAAGAAGUUCACUUUCAAAUUUGUGGCAAAGACUGAGGAUGUGGGAAAGAAGAUUGAGAUCACAUCAGUGGAUUUGAUUCUGGGUGGUGAGAACGGCCGGUGUUUGAUUUUGAACUGGCAUGGAGGAGGGGGAGAUGCUGCUUCUUCUCAAGAAGCAUUGCUUGCAGCUCGUUCCUUCAAAAGGCGACCUAAACUUCCAGAUAAUGAGGUUCAUUGGGAUAGCCUUGCAGUUCAGACGAGCACCAUGGUCAUUUCCAGAGUACCAAACAUUUCUGUACAGCUAAGUCACGAACCUCCUGCCCUGACAAAUGAAAUGUACUGUUUGGUUGUGACAAUUCAGUCACACGAGAAGACUGUUGCCAAAGAUGUAAAGCUCACAGCAGGCUUAAAACCAGGCCAAGAUGCAAACCUGACUCAAAAAACUCAUGUGACUCUAAAUGGAACAGAAAUGUGUGAUGAUUCCUAUCCUGCUUUACUUACUGAUAUCCCUGUAGGAGACUUGCAACCAGGUGAAAAGCUGGAGAAGACCUUAUAUAUUCACUGUGGAACAGUUGGUGCUAGGAUGUUUCUUGUAUAUGUUUCCUACCUAGUGAGUGCGACCAUUGAGGGAAAAGAGAUUAUCUGCAAAUGUCACAGGGAUGAAACAGUUACUGUGGAGACGGUAUUUCCAUUUGAGGUAGCUGUUAAGUUUGUCUCAAAUAAGUUUGAGCAUUUAGAUAAAGUAUUUUUGGACAUCCCAUUUUUGCUGAUGACAGACAUCCUCAGUGCUUCUCCUUGGGCCCUCACUAUUGUAACCAGCCAACUGCAGCUUUCUCCUUCCAUGAUGCCUAUGGAUCAUCUAGAAUCUUACGUGGAGAAUGUUGUUUUACAGACAGGUGAAAGUGCUAGUGAAUGUUUUUGUCUUCGUUGUCCAUCAGUUCCUACUGGUCAAAGUGGAGUGGCUACUGGAAGUUAUGUAAUUUCCUGGAAAAGGCGCACAGCUGAGAAGAGCAUACCUGUUGUUAAUACUGUGAUCACACUCCCCCACGUUAUUGCAGAAAGUAUCCCACUCCAUGUUAACGCAGAUUUGCCCUCGUUUGGUCGAGUCAGAGAAUCCUUACCUGUAAAAUAUCACCUGCAAAAUAAGACCAAUAUUGUUCAAGAUGUGGAAGUGUUAGUGGAACCUAGUGAAGCCUUCAUGUUUUCUGGCCUUAAGCAGAUAAGAUUGCGAAUCCUUCCUGGUACCGAACAGGAAAUGUUAUACAACUUCUAUCCUCUCAUGGCUGGAUAUCAACAGCUGCCAUCACUUAAUAUCAACCUGCUACGGUUUCCAAAUUUCACCAACCAGCUGCUUAGAAGAUUUAUACCAACACACAUAUUUGUAAAGCCACAGGGCCGUCAACCAGAUGAUGCUUCUAUUGCUGCUGCGUAACUCUGGAUUCAUGCACUUAAGGGGGAGAGUUUUGCACAUACUUUAUAGAACUCUGCUUUUUCCAAACUAAUUUUGCUCAGUCUACAAAUGAAAAACUUAGGAGCCAAAACAACUGCCUAAAGUCUUAAUUAAGUCUCUUUAUGGACUUGAUUUGAACAAAUAAUAUAUGGGGGAAAGUCAGUGUUCUAAUUUUGCGUGUGCGGGUUUUUUCUUUGACUUCACUGAAAUGGAAGUGCUAUUUAUUAUGUAUAUGGAAUAUUUUGGCAAUAUGAAUGACGUUUACUUGGCUAAAAAGAAAAAAAAUUAUUCUGCCUUCAGUAGCCAGUCUUGAGGUGCAACGCCUGUGGUGUUUGCUAUGAUAACUGAUUCCACCACUGGCCCUCAAUUCCUAUAGCAUUUAAGUCUCCCUUGCUUUUAGAACCUCCUUUUUGUGCCCUUCUGUAUUUUGAGUAAAGAACAGGAUUCACUUCAUAUGCUUAUUGUCUUAUUAGGCACUAGCUACUUGAUGCAUGAUUGAUAAUUCGAAAUACUCCAUGAAUAAGUGUCAUUUUGUGCUUGCAUCUGGUGAUAAUUGAGAGUUGCUGGCUAUUAUUAGUGCUGUGCAAACCGCUGGGAAGCUGUUUUGGGGGUCUUUUCUCAUGAAGAGGCAAUGAUACCAAUAUUGAGAAGCUGAUAGUUCCUAAUGGCAACUUUGCCACGGAACAACCCUUGGCUUUUUCAAGCAGCUCUUCAGCAUCCUUUGACUGUCAUUUACUAUGGGAGAAGAGAAACCCUAAAUACAAAAAUACUACAAAAUGAUAUGGCUGGAUUUUGUUAUCAAGGAGCCAAAUGCAUCUUAAAUGCUUGGCCACCCUUGCAAAACCAUCCUAUUGUUAUGGUGGGCCUUUUGGGAGAAGCUGAAACAUUUGGCUAAUGUGAGAAGCAAUAUUCUUAAUUUUAGCAGUUCAGAGCCAGGUCUGCUACCAUAGACUGGCUUAAAAAUGCUUUCUACUGUAAACCCUACUGGGAGCCAUUUUGUGGGAAAAGGCCUUUACACUGCAGCAGUAUCAUCCAGUCUUCAGACUUUUAUCCAGUCAAUCUCUAUCAGGGUUCUCUCUCCAUGCAGAAUGUCAAUUAGUUAACAGAAAUUCAUCCUAUCAAUGUUCAUGUGAGCUGGUCACAGUAAAUCAUGUAAAUAAAAGUGUUUCGUGAUUU